AUGAGUUCAUCGAAUCGUCCAGCAACCAGACUAUCACCUCGGUCGAUCCUGCGUAAGCGACAAAAAUACUUCCCUCCCACUUCACUUUGCCAAAUGCUGACCAGUGGAAGUUCGGAACAGGUCAUCACCACUGUGCAGGCCGCCGGUCAUAACGACGUUGAUACAGCAGUGAAUGCCGCCCGCGCUGCCCUUCAUCACCCGUCUUGGCAACAAAUGCCCGCUCCAGUGCGUGGCCAGCUCCUUUGGCGACUUGCCGACCUCGUCCAAGAGAACAAAGAGAUCCUUGCUACUAUCGAUGCCUGGGACAACGGUGGGUGCCCCGAGACUUACUCCGAAGCGCUCAAUAGCGACCUCGCCGACGCGGUUAGCGUACUUCGAUAUUAUUCGGGAUGGGCCGACAAGAUUUCUGGUCAAGCUAUUACAACAAUCCCUCAAAAGUUCGCUUACACCCUUCGGCAACCGAUUGGGGUGGUCGGUCAGAUUAUCCCUUGGAAUUAUCCUCUUUCAAUGGCUACCUGGAAGCUAGGACCGGCUCUAGCAUGCGGCAAUACAGUAGUUAUCAAAGCUGCUGAGCAGACCCCCCUCAGUAUCCUCUUUCUCGCCGGCCUUAUUAAGCAGGCAGGUUUCCCGCGUGGAGUCGUGAAUAUCAUUAACGGAUAUGGACGAGAAGCAGGUGCUGCGCUUGUAGGACAUCCCCUCGUGGACAAGGUUGCAUUUACUGGCUCUACAGCUACUGCAGUCCAUAUUAUGAAAGCUGCUGCUAAUACUCUCAAAAACAUUACGCUUGAAACAGGCGGAAAGUCGCCACUACUUAUUUUUAGUGAUGCAGAUUUAGAUGAGGCUGUAAAGUGGUCCCAUAUGGGCAUUAUGUCAAACCAGGGCCAAAUAUGUACAGCAACGUCGCGUAUCUUGGUGCAAGAUUCGAUAUAUGAAGACUUCCUUGAGCGCUUUCUGCAGCGGGUUAAGGCUAUCAGUAAGCUAGGGGACCAAUGGGCAAAGGAUACCUACCAGGGACCACAAAUUUCCAAGGCUCAGUACGACCAAAUCUUGAACCACAUACAAGUCGCACAACAAGAGGGCGCCGUUGUUGCUACAGGUGGACGACCAAUUGAUAUCAGCGGCAAAGGCUUUUUCAUCGCCCCAACCGUAUUCACCGAGGUCUCACCAUCAAUGAAAAUCUUCAAGGAGGAGAUAUUUGGUCCUGUCGUCACAGUUAUGCGGUUCAGCACAGAAGAUGAAGCUAUCUCUCUUGCCAAUGAUUCCAUGUAUGGGCUUGGUGCCGCAGCUUUCACAACCAACUUGGAAAGGGCACACCGGAUCGCGGAGCGGGUAGAGGCCGGGAUAGUUUGGAUAAACAGCAGCCAGGACUCAGAUGUCCGCGUCCCAUUUGGUGGUGUAAAGCAGAGCGGCAUUGGCAGAGAGCUUGGAGAAGCCGCCUUGGAAGCAUACACCCAGAGCAAGUCCGUACUCAUCAACAUGGGCAGUAAGCUAUAG
Fusarium mangiferae is the source of this 1494-nucleotide messenger RNA. Its product is annotated as putative aldehyde dehydrogenase. The transcript is spliced from 2 exons. Gene Ontology annotation, molecular function: oxidoreductase activity, acting on the aldehyde or oxo group of donors, NAD or NADP as acceptor. The record is from RefSeq and is a predicted model, not a curated record. Bases 1 to 1494 code for a protein of 497 amino acids. Lineage: Eukaryota; Fungi; Ascomycota; Sordariomycetes; Hypocreales; Nectriaceae.